AUGGGAAGUACGGAAGAAGUAUCACAGGAAAGAGCUGAAAAUUCUAUUCAAGUUUCUAUGACAAAGAAACCAACAUUCUAUGCAAGAAUAGGCAAAAGGAUGUUCACAGGAAAUGAAGAGAAAAAUCCAUUUGACGAGGUUAUAAUAACAGGUUUAGGCAGUGCCACUAAAAUUGCAAUAGGUGCAGCAUCAAUUAUGGAAAAGGAAGAUAUUGGUCAAAUAAUUAAAAUACAAACUGCUUAUUUUAGUUCAGAUAGAAUAAACCGAAGGAUACCCAAAAUAACAAUUGUGUUGAGGAAGCACCCAGACUUCGUUGCAAGUUAA
Molecule: messenger RNA, 324 nt
Organism: Plasmodium malariae
Lineage: Eukaryota; Apicomplexa; Aconoidasida; Haemosporida; Plasmodiidae
Gene: ALBA3
Product: DNA/RNA-binding protein Alba 3, putative
Exons: 3
Coding region: 1-324 (107 amino acids)
Cellular component (GO): nucleus
Molecular function (GO): RNA binding
Source: RefSeq, a predicted model, not a curated record